AAAAAAAAAGAAUAAAUGACAACUACUCUUCCUUUUAUAUCGAAGAAUAAGAACUAGUAAAGAGUAUUUAUAAUAGUAGUGUGGAAAUGAAAGCAGUAACUUGGUAAAAGGACUCUCAUGGACUAUUUGAUUAUGAAACAAAAUCUUUAAGCGUUAAAAAGCAUAGGGUGGAGGGAUCAUGUAAAGUGUGCAGAGAAGGUUUUAAAUAUUAUUAAAAAAUUAGAGAAUGAAAUAGUUAUUUAAGAUGUUAAAAAUAAAGAUGAAGUACACUUACCUCUGACAUCAAUAUAAGCUCAAGGAGGUAAUAUUAAUAAAUAUUUUUAUAGACUAAUAUUUCAUACAACCAAAUUAAAGCACAACAGAAAACGAGAAUUAUUUGAUUGUUCGUAGUUUAAAAAAUGCUGAUGGUGUGUAAAAGGUAUAAAUAAAUAAUAGAAGAUAGGGUUACACAUUACAAGAGGGUGAUUUACUCAAAUUAGGUAGAGUAGAAUAUCAUGUAAUUGAGAUAAGAGAUGCUAAAGGACAAAUAAGAUCAGUGAAGGACGUUUUCUAAUCAGAAGCAAAAAUAGCUCCACCUUUGGAUGGUGGUGUUCCAAAAUAAUGCAAAAUAUGUUUAUUGGAAGAAGAAACAGCUGAUGAUCCUUUCAUUACACCCUGCAAAUGUAAUGGAAGUUGUGCUUUUGUACAUUUUAAUUGUCUUAAACAUUGGCUUGAUAGUAGAGGAUAUAAAAAAGAGUCUGGUAACACAAUUUCUUACAAAUGGAAAAAGUAAUCACAAUCAAUACUAAAAUUGUAGAUUGGAGUGUGAGGUUUGUUAGGAAUUGCUACCUUAAUAAAUUAGAUUUAAAGGGAAAGUAUUGGAUUUAGCAGCUUUAGAAAGACCAAAUUAACCAUAUAUAAUAUUAGAAAAUACAUAAAUAUCAGAGAAAGAUAAGAAAGCUUAAAGAGGAAUAUAUUUAAUAAAAGGGACUCCAGAUGAUUAGGUAAAAUUAGGUAGGGGUCAUUAAUGUGAAAUUCGUAUAUCAGACAUUUCAGUUUCAAGACUUCAUGCAUUUAUAAAAUAUGAGAAAGGCAAUUUUGUUAUUAUUGACAACAACAGUAAGUUUGGUACUUUAGUUCGAUUAUCAACACCAUAUCUUAUCUGUAUGGAUAAAAUUGCAAUUCAAGUAUGAUUUUUUAAAUUAAUAUUUAGGUUGGAAGAACAGUACUAACAUUUGUUAUGAAAUCUUUUUCAAGUUUAAAUGCUAAUACUCAUGCUGGAAUAGCUGCUCUUCAUAAUGGAGAGUAAGGUAGAAUGAUGUUCUAGCCUGGAUUUUAAGCUAGUAGUAAUAAAACAUAAACCAUUAAUAAUAACUAAAAAAAGAAUGAUAAACAUGCUGGAUAAUGAAUUUUAUUUUAAUACAAUCUACAAAUACAC
Messenger RNA from Paramecium sonneborni, 1417 nucleotides. NCBI's taxonomy places the organism in Eukaryota, Ciliophora, Oligohymenophorea, Peniculida, Parameciidae. The record is from the annotation of a GenBank genome assembly.